Messenger RNA from Aspergillus aculeatinus CBS 121060, 1677 nucleotides. It is a transcript of the gene cp9, whose product is annotated as putative serine carboxypeptidase. The transcript has 4 exons. Bases 1 to 1677 code for a protein of 558 amino acids. Gene Ontology annotation, biological process: proteolysis; apoptotic process. NCBI's taxonomy places the organism in Eukaryota, Fungi, Ascomycota, Eurotiomycetes, Eurotiales, Aspergillaceae. The record is from RefSeq and is a predicted model, not a curated record. Gene Ontology annotation, molecular function: serine-type carboxypeptidase activity. Gene Ontology annotation, cellular component: trans-Golgi network.
AUGAAUCUGGUCGCUGUCUACGCCUUGAUCCGUAUGCUUUGGCCAUUCCUGCCUCCGAGCCUGAGUCGGCUGGACGUCUCCCAAUUCGAGGUUCAUUCCUUGCCAGGCGUCCCUUCUUCUGCUCUUCCUACCAGCUGGGCCGGUCGAAUUCCUGUUCCUGAGGCCGAACCCGGCAACUCGUUGUUCUUCUGGCUCUUCCAGGCCGAAGACCCUGCGCAUGAUGAUAACCUUAUCAUAUGGUUCAAUGGCGGGCCUGGAUGCUCGUCUCUGAUCGGACUGCUAUCGGGCAAUGGGCCAUUUGCCUUCGUUGGCAAUUCUACCCAGCUCGAGCGCAAUCCGCACUCCUGGACGCAGCUGGGACAUGUUCUGUAUAUCGACCAACCCGUGGGGACGGGAUUGUCCACGGCGAGUGAGCCCUAUCCACUGUCCGACAACGAGGGAGUGACUGCCUACCUCUACGCAUGGCUACAGUCUUUCUUCACCCUCUUCCCUCAGCUCAGGUCCAAGCAGAUCCACCUGAUGGGCGAAUCCUACGCCGGUAUAUACAUCCCCUACCUUGCCUCAGCCAUUGUGCACCACCAGGCCUCCUUCCCGCUCCAUCUACGCUCCAUCUCCCUCGGGGAUGCGACAUUUGGCAACUCCAUCGCCAUGUCCACCAUCCCCACCGUAGCAUACAUGCGCUCCCAGCAAUCGCGCCUACAAAUUCCACCCGAGAUCCUCGACGCGUUCAUUGAAGGCGAUUCCGUCUGCGGAUUUGACCAAGUCCUCUAUCAAGCCGCACAAUAUCCGCCCAAGGGACCCAUCCCCAUCCCCGACGAUGCAGAGGACGAUAACGAGACACCAGACCAGCAGCAAACAUGCAGUAGUGACACCGCAGCAGCAGCAGCAGCAGCAAUGCAACACCCUCUGACCACCCCCGAAGAAAUCCUCUCCUCCAUUCUGAACUCCACCACCUGCGACGGAUCUUGCGCGACAUUCUCCACAGCAUCACGAUACCUCUCCACCACCGCGCAGAACCAGCAUCAGUGUUUCGACGUGUACGACAUCACCAACAAUUGUGCCACCCUCAACCCACUGCCCCUACUAUCUUCAUAUUUCAGCCGACCUGACGUCCAAGUCGCACUGAACCUGCUCCCUCCGUCUCCUUCCUCCCCUCAAUCUCCUCCCCCGUCUUCUCCUUCUUCUUCCUCUUCCAUCCCCACCACUUCCCGCGCACAAACCUAUCUCCCCUGCAACGACACCCUCCGCACUCUGGUCCUCAAAGACGGCCAACUGCCCCAACCGCCAGCGGACACCAUCCUCCCCGACCUCAUCACCACCCACCACAUCGCCCUCCACGUCUACGCCGGCGACAGCGACUUCCUCCUCAACCACUAUGGCAUCGAACUGGCCCUGCAGAAUAUGACCUGGCACGGCGGCCAGGGGUUCUCGCGCCCGUUCACCGGUAAUUAUUUCCAUGUAGACGAUGCGGGCUUCCUGCGUCAUACAAACCACUCCUCCUCCUUCUCCUCGCCCGAUACCACCUGCCCUGCAGAUACCACGGGUCUCUGGACCUCCUCGCGAGGGGUCACCUACCAUCUCUUCUGGGGCGCAGGCCAUGCGGUAAUUGCUAAAAAGCCCCGGGAAAUGUUUGCUUUUGUGCGGGAUGUGGUUCUGGACUCUUCGCAAUGGGAUUGA